This is a messenger RNA of Hypoxylon fragiforme, 1296 nucleotides long. RefSeq lists its product as uncharacterized. Gene Ontology annotation, biological process: mitotic sister chromatid cohesion. The coding region runs from base 123 to 584 and encodes 153 amino acids. The record is from RefSeq and is a predicted model, not a curated record. The transcript has a single exon. Gene Ontology annotation, cellular component: Ctf18 RFC-like complex. NCBI's taxonomy places the organism in Eukaryota, Fungi, Ascomycota, Sordariomycetes, Xylariales, Hypoxylaceae.
CAGGAAUAGAUCUAUGUAAUAGAUCUAUGUACAUAGUUAAGUACUAGGUACUUUUCUCUCCUCUUAACACCGCCAGCAUUACCUCAACUCUACGAGGAUGCUCAAGUUGGACACAUGUUAAGAUGGCUUCUUCUGUCCAACUACAUCCAAGGAACCUCAACCCUGGAGCUACUGUCUCAAAUCCCCUUCCUCAAUUGAUUCAAACACCUGCUGGCUUGGCACUCCUCGAGCUUCAAGGCAGUAUCAACUUCCCUGAGACUGGGGACAAUGAUGAGGGGAAUCCUAAGGAAAUCGAUAUUGGGCAUCUUACAUUUCCGGAGUACAACUUUAAUACACCAGAUCCUUCCAAUACUUCCUGGAUGAAUCGAAUUCAUCUCUACGUGGGUGAACAUCAGAGACUCACAGGAGAAGUCAAGAAAUUACCCAAGGCUAUGGCUAUCAUCAGAAAGCGGGCUAAGCCUGACGAAGACAUCGACAUGGCUGACGAUCAAUCUAAAGUUACGAUAGAGGAUCUAGAGAUCGUCGAAAUCGUUAAAUAUAAGCUCGUGUUUUCUUCCCGCCCAGAGCCCGUGACAACUGUCUGAGAACGUGUCAGCGCUUCUUGAGAAACAACCUCCAUUGAUGGUCUCUACACGGAAAAUAUAUUGAAUUCCGAGCUUCGGCCAUGGAUGACCCCAGCAGUUAGGUGUAUGCCCUGUAUGGUUACCAGACGUCUUGACUGUGAAGCUUGAGAUGCUCAUGAGCAUGAAGCUGUGCUUAAACACUCAGGAGUGGAUCUUCAUGGGUUACUGAGGAUCUCUGCUGCUCACUGGAAGAGGGGCACAGUUGAUUUGAGAGAAGGCCAAAGGUAUUGUGCCCAUCUAUGCUUCAUAGGAACUCUAUUGUCAUGUGCCAACAUGAUUCUACGAGGCUACCACCCUGGUAAAUCGCGGAGGGAAGAACAUUCUUCUGAUAAUCCAUUCCACAGUAUCAGAGAUUUGUCAACGAUAGGAGGAGAUGAAGGGAUUUUAUUACGACAGGAUAAAUAUACCCGAUUGUUCAAAAGACAUAUCACAGCUUAUGACUUCUCGGCGUGUUUGCCCCCCCUAUUAGGCAUAUAAAACAAGCCUGUCUGUUACAUCUAGCAAUUCUUCUGAUACCUAUGAUUGGUUCAUAUCCGUACCUUUGAGAGGGAAAUAUUGAUAGUGUAAUGAACUUUUGAGUAUGUUGAGUCAGGCACGUUAGCUGUCUGAGGACAAUUGAUAAACUUGCGACUUUGACGUAUAAUAAAUCAUCACAAUAGUACUUAAGUCUGGA